AUGUAUACAUACAGUGUCUCUGGCACCAAUUUGCACAAAUUAAAAUCCUUAGCCACAUAUUGCAAGCCAAAUAUAUCGUCUGAUCAUACUCACUUCCAACUGAUGCAGUACUCACCUGUCUCCUACCCUGUAUUAACACCCUAUGAUCCAGUCAAUGGCGUAAAACUUAAUAAUACAGCUCUUGCUAAGACCUUACCUGCGCCUCUUGAUAGCCUGAACACCUCUACCCUUCGCCGACGUUGCCAUGAUUUUAUUUCAAGGAACUUUCAACUUACUCUCCAUCAAAGGCAUAGCAAAUUAUUGUCUGUCUGUCUGCUGUCCUUCUUUGUCUCUGGAUCCCAUCCUGUGAUCACACAAUCUAACAAAGAAACACAGCAUCAAUUACAUAUAUCGCAAGACGUGGAUGACUCCAUCUCGUGUCUUCUCAAUCGACUUCCCUCUCGACCACCCAAGCCACUUCAUACACAGGCCUACUAGAGAAUACAUUGGAUUGCCAUCCAAAGAUUCCUCUAUGAAGUUGACAUGAUACAGCAUGGUGCUCCCUACGAUGAUUUAGUCCUACCUAAUCUAUCUUUAAACUCCCCUUUUCUUCUCUGACUUAGCCCAGCAUUCAUAGACUCUCCUUUCUUCCUCUUUUUCUAUCCUUUUUUCCUUCAGCCUAAGAAGUUUUUUUUUCCUCUAAAUAACAGAUUUGAACUGGUCCGGGCAAUUUUAGUAUAUAAAAUACCUGUGCUCAUUUGGAUUUUAUUUAAUAAAACUCAACUAAAAAAAAAAAAAAAAUU
Cokeromyces recurvatus is the source of this 782-nucleotide messenger RNA. RefSeq lists its product as uncharacterized. The coding region runs from base 1 to 477 and encodes 158 amino acids. The record is from RefSeq and is a predicted model, not a curated record. The transcript is spliced from 2 exons. NCBI's taxonomy places the organism in Eukaryota, Fungi, Mucoromycota, Mucoromycetes, Mucorales, Mucoraceae.